AAGUCGCUGAGAGGAGAAGAAAAACAAUGUGCGACCUGAUGCCAGCCUCCCAACCCGCGGAGAAAAUCGGCAAAAUGAAAAAGUUAAGAAGAACUUUGUCCGAGAGUUUCAGGAGUAUUGCUUUCAAGAAAGAGGACAGCGGCUUUGAUGAGAUAUGUGUCACAAAGAUGUCCACACGCAGCUGCCAGGGAACGGACUCGGUCAUCAAGCCCCUGGACACCAUCCCUGAGGACAAAAAGGUGAGAGUUCAGCGCACGCAGAGUGGCUUCGACCCAUUCGAGAAGCCCGCCAGCCAGGUGAAGAGAGUCCACUCCGAGAACAAUGCCUGCAUCAACGCCAAGAGCUCGUCCGCCGGCAAGGAGUCUCCCAAACUGCGCCGACACUCCAGCCCCAGUUCUCCUACAAGCCCCAAGUUUGGAAAGGCUGAUUCCUAUGAAAAGCUGGAGAAACUGGGAGAAGGUUCAUAUGCCACAGUUUACAAAGGCAAAAGCAAGGUGAAUGGGAAACUGGUCGCUCUGAAGGUGAUUCGCUUACAGGAGGAAGAAGGAACACCUUUCACAGCCAUAAGAGAAGCAUCUCUCCUGAAAGGCCUGAAGCACUCCAACAUCGUGCUCCUGCAUGACAUCAUCCACACCAAGGAAACCCUGACUCUGGUCUUUGAAUAUGUGCACACAGACCUCUGUCAGUACAUGGACAAACAUCCUGGGGGUCUCCAUCCAGACAAUGUGAAGUUGUUCCUGUUCCAGUUGCUGAGAGGCCUGUCCUACAUCCACCAGAGGUACAUCCUUCACCGUGACCUGAAGCCCCAAAACCUGCUCAUCAGUGACACUGGAGAGCUUAAACUGGCUGAUUUUGGCCUGGCCAGGGCCAAGUCGGUCCCCAGCCAUACCUACUCCAACGAGGUGGUGACCCUGUGGUACCGGCCUCCAGAUGUCCUGCUGGGAUCUACAGACUAUUCCACCUGCCUGGACAUGUGGGGGGUGGGCUGCAUUUUCAUUGAGAUGAUCCAAGGAGUGGCUGCCUUUCCUGGGAUGAAGGACAUCCAGGACCAGCUGGAGAGGAUAUUUCUGGUCAUCGGCACCCCAUCUGAGGAUUCCUGGCCUGGUGUUAACUCCUUGCCUCACUUCAAACCAGAUCGCUUUACAGUGUACAGCUCUAAGAAGCUGAGACAAGCGUGGAAUAAGUUGGGCUACGUGGACCAUGCUGAGGAGUUGGCCUCCAGGUUCCUCCAGUGCUUCCCAAAGAGCCGGCUGUCAGCCCAGGCAGCGCUGAACCAUGAAUACUUCAGCAACCUUCCUCCACGGCUCUGGGAGCUGCAGGACAUGUCUUCUAUCUUCACCGUACCAAAUGUCAAGCUGCAGACAGAGAGCGGGGACAGCAUACAGGUGUGUGCACGAAGGAACAGUCAUGGGAAGGCAUCCUCUGGCAGCAAACACUGA
This is a messenger RNA of Scomber scombrus (Atlantic mackerel), 1439 nucleotides long. It is a transcript of the gene cdk14, whose product is annotated as cyclin dependent kinase 14. Gene Ontology annotation, molecular function: cyclin binding; ATP binding; cyclin-dependent protein serine/threonine kinase activity. The record is from RefSeq and is a predicted model, not a curated record. Gene Ontology annotation, biological process: protein phosphorylation. Gene Ontology annotation, cellular component: nucleus; cytosol; cytoplasm. NCBI's taxonomy places the organism in Eukaryota, Metazoa, Chordata, Actinopteri, Scombriformes, Scombridae. The coding region runs from base 27 to 1439 and encodes 470 amino acids. The transcript has 14 exons.